AUGGGUCAAGGUUAUUCUAUCAACGUUUCUGCUGGCUCGGCUGGUAUCGAUGUCCCUGAACUCGCCGACCUGGAGACUGAGAGGAGUCUCGGCGCUGUACGGUUUAUGAAAACAAUCCGCGCAAGACACAAGGACGGACUUGUAAUCGCCAAGGUCUUUAUCAAGCCAUACCCCAACCUCAAACUCGAGGACUAUUCUCAGAAGCUGUUUCUCCAGAGAAGGGAGCUCUCAGAUGUACCAAACACUUUGCCGUACCAUCGAAUCAUUGAAACAGCAACGAAUGGCUACCUCGUCCGCCAAUACAUUCACAGCUCCCUCUACGACAGAAUUAGCACUAAUCCAUCUCUUGAGGAUGUUGAGAGGAAGUGGAUCGCGUACCAGCUCUUGUGCGCGGUCAGAGAGAGUCAUGCGAAGAACAUCUGUCACGGAGAUAUCAAAACUGAGAACAUGCUUGUGACUACCUGGAAUUGGCUGUACCUGACCGACUUCUCCACUGCAUUCAAACCUGGUCGACUACCAGAAAACAACCCUGCGACAUUCUCCAUCUUCUUCGAUACUACAGGCCGCCGCAUCUGUUACGUUGCCCCUGAGCGGUUUGUAGAUGAUGAAGAACUCAGGGAACAUGAGCCAAUCACCUGGCCGAUGGACAUCUUCAGCGUCGGAUGUGUCAUCGCUGAGCUCUUCACCGAGAAGCCCACCUUUACACUCAGUCAACUGUUCAAGUAUCGCCGCGGAGACUAUGACCCAACACACACUAUCCUGAACAAUAUCAAAGAUGAGAAUAUCAGAGAAAUGGUUGCUCACAUGAUCCAACUCGAUCCGGCAAAGCGGUACAGUGCUGAGGACUAUCUGCAGUUCUGGCGGGCCAAGUGCUUCCCAGACUACUUCUACACAUUCUUGCAUCAAUACAUGCAUCUCAUUACCGACCCAACUUCUGGUAGAAAGCCGGUAGUCUUUGGAGCAAAGAAUUCGGGAGGCUCGGACGAUCGCAUUGAGCGUAUCAAUGCCGACUUUGACAAAAUCUCGUACUUCCUUGGAUUCUCCGACGUGGAGAAGCUAGAGAAGUCUACUCGCGCACCGAUCACCUCGGGCCUUGAUCUUUUCCCUCUUCAGGUGGAUUUACCGAACAACAGACACGAUGCGGCAGAUCGUGCUGGAAGUGUUCAGGAUAACGGAGCUCUUCUCUUCCUCAACGUCGUGAUCUCGGCUUUGAGGACGACUGCUCGUGCAAGUUCCAAGAUCAGAGGCUGUGAGCUGCUUCUGGCCUUAGGAGAAAGGUUGACCGACGAAGCGAAGCUUGACAGAGUACUGCCGUUUGCUAUUGCUCUGCUCGAAGAUGAGUCAGAAAGCGUUCGAAUGGCUGCGCUGAGAACCAUCACCCAGCUACUGGCCAUCGUCAGUGUGUUGUCACCUAUGAACGUCUUCAUAUUCCCCAACUAUCUGCUGCCGCGUCUGCAAAAGUUUGUUGCAAGCCCCAUGUUCCGCAAGUCAGGACCACUAAGAGCGACGUAUGCAACUUGUCUUGCAAAGUUAGCCACGACAGCCGCUAGGUUCUUGGACAUGAUGCAAGCAUUGCGUGCUGAUGGCUCUUUGCCUUCUACUGACCCAGAAGCAGAAGACGACAUUACAUCAUAUGCUGCGUAUCAGAACACUUAUGACACCACCCGCGAGGACCUCAUCCAGCAUUUCGAAGCCCAGACUAAGCUGUUCCUGCAAGACGAUGAUCCUUCGGUCAAGCGAGCCUUCCUAGGCUCUGUCACAAGCCUCUGCGUAUUCUUCGGCGAGAACAUCGCAAGCGAUUUGAUUCUGACCCAUCUGAACACAUAUCUGAAUGAGGAGGAUUGGACGCUCAAGUGUGCUUUCUUCGAGACCAUAGUUGGCGUUGCUGCUUUCAUCGGCGGCCCAAGUUUGGAAGACUUCAUCCUGCCGCUGAUGGUUCAAGCACUGACUGAUCCAGAAGAGACUGUGACUGAACAGGUGAUAAGAUCACUGUCAAGUAUGGCACAUCUUGGACUGUUCCAGCGGUGGACGACAGUGGAACUGGUCCUCAUUGUAUCACGCUUCACUCUACAUCCAAAUGUAUGGAUCCGUGAAGCUGCUGUGCAGUUCAUCGAAGCAUCUUCCACACACCUCUCUGAUGCAGAUGUCUGGAGUAUGAUCAUGCCGCUACUAAAGCCUGUGUUGAAGAUGCCAUCAGCCGGUCUCUCGGAAUACGAACUACUGGACGCUCUCCAGAAACCUUUCCCUCGACCAGCAUACGAUUUAGCAAAGAGUUGGGCAGAGAAAGCUGACAAGAGCAUCUUCUGGAAACAAGCACAACAGGUCAGGAGCUUUGCUUUUGAAGCGGGCAGCAACAAAACUCUAUCCGACUUCUAUCAUGAUGGCGAGACUCGUGUGUUGAGCAAAGCAAUGAAGAACGAUGAUGAUGAGCAGUGGCUCGCAAAGCUCCGAGUGGCUGGAAUGCGUACUGAAGACGAACCCAAGCUUCUUGCGCUAAGAGACUAUAUCUGGCGAACCACUAUGCGCUCUGACAAAGAAGGUGGCAAGCAGAAUGACUCUCAGCUCAACCAGAUUGUUUCUCUAAGUGCUAUACAAGUACCAUUACAGAACGUUUUCUUCGAAGCGGACACCACGUCUUACCAGACAUACCGCCCUCCAGCCAACACAACACAGCCGGAUGUGAAGACUUCGCUCGAGGAGGCUCUACGCGAUGCUGCUACGCCUGCAGAUCAGGAUGGCAAGAACCUGUUUAAUCCAGCAAGAGGCAAGCCAUAUCCUUCGACCUCGCAGCAAACACCAAGCGCAGAUGGACCAUCGAAUGCCACACCCAUCAACAGCAAAGCACCCAAUCAUCGUAAACAGAUGGCAAGUAUUGAUGCUCCUACAUAUCUUUCGACAUCUCCGGCAUCAACAAUGUCUGUGAGAAGUGGACAUAACCAUGCUCUUCGUUCAAAAUCAAGCGCGAUGAAUCUCAUGAAACGCACAGAACAGACAAAGGCAUACGCAGAAACAGGCACAGACUCGACCACUGCUGUCGGCAAACUUGAUAUCCCUGCGAACCAAGCGUCUGCUCUGCCCUCACCUUCCGGUCAAGCGACCCCUACCCCAAAGCCAGCACGACCUAAGAUCUCUGCGACGCACUCUUACCACGGCGGUGAUCCGACCGUCCUCAAGUUGCUAGACACAGUCUAUACUGGGUCCAAUCCUGGUAGUGACCGCGAGUUUGGCCCCAAAGUGUCAACAAGACCUCGUGCUCGUGUGACAACCAAGGAUGCUCCCAACCAACAAUCGCAAGGAUAUUGGAAGCCCGAAGGACAAUUGACUGCUGUUCUCGAGGAACAUGAAGCACAAGUCAACUGUAUUGCCGUUUCGCCAGAUCAGGUAUUCUUCCUCACCGGAUCCGAUGAUGGUUCAGUAAGAGUAUGGGACACCAGCCGCUUCGAACGCAAUAUGGCGUAUAGAUCGCGCCAAGCCCAUAGACAUGCUUCUGGAGCACCAAUUACCAGUGUUUGCUUUGUGGAGUCUACGCAUAGCUUCAUUUCGACCGCUUCUGAUGGCACUGUCGAUAUCGUCAAGGUAGAAGUGACCGAAGCAAAUGGCACUCUACGCUAUGGCAAACUCCAGGUGUUGCGUAGCUGGGUGAUACCUACCAAGCCUGGGCAGAAGGAGUACGCCAUUGGCGUCGAACACGGAAAGAUGGAUGGUAGAUCUGUUUGCGUGAUAGUCACAAACCUCUGCCGCAUCCUGUUCAUCGAUAUCUACUUGAUGGACGUGAUGUAUGAGCUCGUCAAUCCGAUACAACACGGCACACCAACAACAUUCUGCAUUUCGAAACGAUGGCAAUGGCUUUUGGUAGGCACAUCGCAUGGCGUUCUCGACAUCUGGGAUCUUCGCUUCCGCCUUCGACUUCGUGCUUGGACCGUACCACGUCCAGCUCCCAUCACACGACUUACAUUACACCCUAGCAGGAAGGACAGUAAGCGAGUCAAGAUCUGCGUUGCUGGUCUGACAUCUCCAAGCCAUGUGUCUGUAUGGGACUUGGAGAAGCUCGUCUGUCUCGAAGUAUAUCACGUUGAUCAGAGCGAUGGCAGAACCGGGCUGAAAGCCAGAGACUUCGAACUCCUCAAUGUCGAUGAAGACAAGUCUGGCGCCAUGCCAUCUCGCAUUCUCGGCUCUCUGGCCACAGACCCACACCUCAGUGCUCGCCCAUCCGAUAAUGGCGCUGUCAAGGCAUUCACCAUGUCCAUGCACACUUCACCAGACAGCUCGGAACCUCGCCACCCUUUCCUGGUCACCACAGGCCCAGACUGGAAGAUCCGCUUCUGGGACACCGAUCGCAUUUCCUCGUCCAUGAUUGUCAACGACAAAGACGACAAAGCCAUCUACACAGCCUCCAAAUUUGGCAACGAUAUUUCCGCCUACACUGAACAAUCCCUCAGCGACAGCGUCUCUGAGAAGGAAAAACACUCGUCUAGUCCAGCACCUGGCCGCGCGUCACCUGUGUCCAACGAUGCAGAGAGUGAAAGAGGUAGCACUGCAUCAAAGGGCAAAAAGAAAGAGAGGGAAGGCAAGGUGGCGAGGUAUGAAGUUAUUCGCAAAUCGGCGAAUCAGUUGCUCAAGGGGCAUAAGGAUACCGUUACUGCUGUUGCGUUGUUGGAGUAUCCGUUUGGUAUGAUUGUUUCUGCGGAUCGCUCUGGUGCUGUGUAUAUCCUUAGGUAG
This is a messenger RNA of Aureobasidium namibiae CBS 147.97, 4719 nucleotides long. RefSeq names its product protein kinase WD40. The transcript has 3 exons. Gene Ontology annotation, biological process: autophagy of peroxisome; late endosome to vacuole transport; macroautophagy. Gene Ontology annotation, cellular component: phosphatidylinositol 3-kinase complex, class III, type II; nucleus-vacuole junction; phosphatidylinositol 3-kinase complex, class III, type I. Bases 1 to 4719 code for a protein of 1572 amino acids. Gene Ontology annotation, molecular function: ATP binding; protein serine/threonine kinase activity; protein binding. The record is from RefSeq and is a predicted model, not a curated record. NCBI's taxonomy places the organism in Eukaryota, Fungi, Ascomycota, Dothideomycetes, Dothideales, Saccotheciaceae.